UGUCAAUACUAACUCCUGUCUGUCACUGUGUAGAGUUUCCUGACAUGGAGCAGAGAGAGGUCACCCAUGAACAUAUGAAGCCUUACCUGCUCAAAGUCCUCAAGGAGAGAGCGGGCUCCAGGGCAGCUGAUGUAGACAUGACCCAGAGGGAGAUCACCCUGCACCUGGACACAGACUUUACACCUGGAGGUCGGCCGAUGGCUGGGCCUCGCUCGUUUGGGGAUUCCCACCCCAGUGUCCUCUUCCCCCCCGGUCAGCCAUCCCCUAACAACCUCCAGGCCAUCUGUCUCCAUAGCAGCCGUCGUCCCCGGUACCCUGCCUACUCCUUACCCCAGACAGGCUUUGGCUACCUUCGUCGUAAAGGUGACGCCGUCAACCGGAUAGAGUCCUGGUACAGRGCAUGUUGCCAUAGGAACGGGACACAGCAGGUCCAGGAAGUGACGCUGUGCUGCGUUACACAGGCGUGGGAACAGACCCUGUCCACUUUCUGUACUGAUGAGUUCUCAGUGAAGACACGCCACCACCACUGCUGCAAGAAACAGGGCGGGGCCAGACUGAGCUGUUUCCAUAGCCAAACCCCAAACCCCAACUACCUGCCGACCACCCAGGGGGCAGGCUCCUCCCCCAUACCUGAACCUGGCUUCACCUUUAACCCCAACACUUGUCACAAGUAAGGAGAGAGAGAGACCGGUUUACU
Molecule: messenger RNA, 697 nt
Organism: Salvelinus sp. IW2-2015
Lineage: Eukaryota; Metazoa; Chordata; Actinopteri; Salmoniformes; Salmonidae
Gene: ecm1a
Product: extracellular matrix protein 1a
Biological process (GO): regulation of bone mineralization; signal transduction
Cellular component (GO): extracellular region
Source: RefSeq, a predicted model, not a curated record